AUGUCUCAAGUGACUCAGUACCAGUCUCUGUCGCCCUCCCGCUUGCUUCUGCUUCCCAGGGAAUUACUUAAUGGUAUUUUUGCCAAGACUGGAUUCGACGGCCUCAUUAGUCUGUCGAGGGUGUGUAAGAUGUUCCACGAAGUGGCAGCGUCUGUGCUGUACCGUUUCAUGUACUAUGGCCACCACGCCGAUAGUGCUGUCAUGACCCACCGUUCGCUGGAACAAUUCGUUGCCAUGACCAACACCAUUCUCACAAGUGACUAUAACUAUGGCCGCUUCGUAAAGGACCUCGUUCUGGGUAGCGAGUACUCGGCGGAAGUAGCCGGUCAUCGUGUCAAUUCUGUCAAGAAAGAAGCAUAUUCGCAUGACAGUGGACGGUUUCUCGUUACCCUUAUGGCGGCACUAUUGCACAAAACUAGGACCUUGCUCCACUUCAAAUGGGACAUCCCGGUCGAGGUCACUCCAUCCCUGUUCAAGGCCCUCGGGAGGGUGCCACAUCUCCAGGUACUGCAUAUUCGUUUCCCACCACCACUCCGUCUGAAAAUUGCCACCGAGGUAGUCACCCCUUCAAACUAUCCGACGCAUCCACAUCACCAUCUUCAGCCGGGCCAGGCGUUCCCUCAUGGGCCCCUGCACAUCUCCCCCGACGAUGAUAUCCGUUUUCUCAGAGACCUUGAGGCACUCAAGGACCCUCGCAAUUUCUCUCUCUUUUCCAAUCUCCAGGAGUUAUCGGCUCUUGAUAUCGGUAUCCUGGGGUACGUUCCAGAGAUUGCGAAGUGCAUUUCAAGGUCUUCUUCCACGCUGCGAAGUUUGAAACUGUCCUUCUCUGAUGAACGCGCGGUGAAGGCUCGGAGAAAGGCUGAAAAUGCCAAUGCAGCCCCCAGUGGGAAUGCCUUCGCUUUGGCGGCCAGAACCUUGCCACUGGAUCCUGCUGCACACAGGGAACUCAAGAUCCAAGAGAGGACAUUGUCAACUAUUUUCGGCUUGAAAAUCUCAGCGCCUCAGGAACGCGUGAAUAGAGUGCUUGGUAAUUACUUCCAUGCGGAAGAUCAAUCCACAGUCCUUAAGGCAGAAGUUCAAAACAACCGAGAUCAUGCAUUUGUCACAGCGGCCCGCCAGAUAGCACAAGCGAUGCCCCUGCUCAUGAUCCCCAACCCCGAAUCAUCACUGGUUGCGCAGGUGCUACUCAAGAUGGAUAAAGCCUGCAGUAUGUUUCUUAGUCAGGGUCCAAACAGCUUCCCUACGGCCAAUGCAGACUCCUCCCACGCUGCUCUCCCGUCGGGCUCUGUGCUUCCUGAAAUAUCCGGUUCAACAAGCACUGCCGUCCCAGCAUCUGCACUGACUGAUCACACCACCAACGUCGACAUUAAGCAUCCUGAUAUGCUCGACGAAGGUGAGGAUCAGGUGUUCACAGAUGCUGGAGAUGCCAGUGCGGGGAUCAGUAGUACAAGGCCUUCUCGAAAUGAGAGAGCGGAGACACAAUCCACCCUUCCCAAAGUCAGAGAAAAAGCGGUGCGUGACGAAAACAGAUCGAAUGAACGAUCUCGGGCGCAAACAAUCAGAGAAUACAUCCAUAGCGCUCAUGGCUUGCCACUUGACUUUUUGUCCAUCCAUCAGAUUCCCGUGGACGCUGUUGUGUUAACUCGCGGAGUCAACGUGACGAAUCUUAAGCACCUCGCCCUGCUGAAUGUUGGCCCGCAGGGUCCGAUCUGGGCCGCAUUGAAGAAACACAACAGCGAAAACGCCCUCGAGCUAGAAUCGAUCCACACCGACCAAGUAUCCAAAACCUUUCUUUCUUUCGUCCAUAGCCUGGAUGAGGUCACGGAGCUAUUCAUUAUCGAACGCAGUCCCAAGGCCAAAGUCCCAACCAUGCAGCCAAAGACGGAUGUCGGCAUUGCGGACAUCAGGCGACACAUCCUCAAGAAACACAUCUGUAGUCUUGAGCGUCUGGUCAUACGGAACGACGCUGACGACAGUUGGGUUGUGGACACACGCACUGCCCGCCUCAUCACCACCUAUGGAUACGGUCUUUCGGAACUUGGAAUUGGCAUUACCCCUACCAGUUUCCACGAUAUCAUCCGAGAGAUCGGUGGCUUCACUAGUCUAAUCGCCCUGCAGCUCUUUUUGCAUUGUCGCGACAUGUGUAACAGCAUGAUUAACGAGCUGCACUGCUCCGUAUUCGACAACAUCUCUCAUUAUCCCCAGUUGGUCAUCGAGUACGUGGGCAUGUGUUAUGGCAUCCACGGCAUCGCAUCAAACUCUAUCAUAGAGGUUAACUCUGAAGACGAAGAAGACGAACCGAACUCACUUCGCUCCUCAGAUCCUCGUGCUGAGACCCCUAUGUCAGAUAACGAGGAGGACAUCCCCGCUUCUGUUCAGGGAUCCCCAAGCCAGGUAGCCCAGACUGGGGGGGCCAACAGAGAAGGACCUGGAAUAACCGCAAGAGAAAAAAUUCGAUCGUGUGAUCUGACUAAUAUCAAGAUGUGGGAGGCAGCGAUGUGGAAUUUCAAGCUGUGA
Messenger RNA from Aspergillus tanneri, 2517 nucleotides. RefSeq lists its product as uncharacterized. Bases 1 to 2517 code for a protein of 838 amino acids. The transcript is spliced from 4 exons. The record is from RefSeq and is a predicted model, not a curated record. Gene Ontology annotation, molecular function: protein binding. NCBI's taxonomy places the organism in Eukaryota, Fungi, Ascomycota, Eurotiomycetes, Eurotiales, Aspergillaceae.